Messenger RNA from Colletotrichum navitas, 465 nucleotides. RefSeq lists its product as uncharacterized. Bases 113 to 295 code for a protein of 60 amino acids. The transcript has a single exon. NCBI's taxonomy places the organism in Eukaryota, Fungi, Ascomycota, Sordariomycetes, Glomerellales, Glomerellaceae. The record is from RefSeq and is a predicted model, not a curated record.
CGACAGCGGCGACGACGCAAGGUGCUUGGUUGUGGUUGGGUGGGAGUGAGGAGUCGAAACUCUAUCAAGCAGGGUGCUGCUUGCUCAAACGUGGGGUGGUGAAAAGCAACUGAUGCAUGGAGGCCUAACCCAUUGCUCACUUGUCUAUGUUUUGUUUUUUUGUUUUUUUUUUCUGGAGCAACCGACACCACACAUCGCACCCAACCUCCGACAACGACAGACCGCCCAUCGCCCACCGCCCAUGGCCUAUCUAUGCAAGCGCAUAACUAUGGCUCGCCAAUGCUCUGAUGGAUAGCUGGCAGGCAGAGUGAACUGGCGGUCACGCAUUUACGGAGGGAGGGGGGGUCCGGUUGAGAUGCGGGCCGUCAUUCACCGCAUCAAACGCGGCCAAGCCGAAGACGUGUGUGGUCCUUAUCUCGCUCUCUCUCCCUCUCUCUCUCUCUCUCUCUCUCCCUCCCUCUCUCU